Molecule: messenger RNA, 2562 nt
Organism: Trichoderma breve
Lineage: Eukaryota; Fungi; Ascomycota; Sordariomycetes; Hypocreales; Hypocreaceae
Product: type III restriction enzyme, res subunit domain-containing protein
Exons: 5
Coding region: 1-2562 (853 amino acids)
Cellular component (GO): nucleus
Molecular function (GO): ATP-dependent chromatin remodeler activity; DNA binding; ATP binding
Source: RefSeq, a predicted model, not a curated record
AUGGCGAAUACCUCGACUUCAGAGGUUGAAUCAAUCAUGUCGAAUUCACGGACACCGCCAACCACUGCACCUAGCACUCCACCGACUGAUCCCUUCGAUGAUCAAGAAGACGUUGGCCUUGUAGAUGAAGACAUCAUCAAAGAAGAGGCUAAAGCACGACUCGCAAACACCGCAGUUGAGGAAAAGCGACGCGCGAAUCUUCUUAAACAACGAAGAAAGAAAAAGGCCGAGACCAAAGCAGAGCGAGAAGCUAAGGCGCGUGAGCUGGACGAGUUGCUACAGAAGAGCGCCGCCUUUAGCGACAUUCUUACCAAAAAGACACAAGUACUUGGUCGUGUUGGCAGCAGUCUAGAUGGCAAGAAGCUUGGUGAGCACAACCUGCAGAUGGCUACACAGCCAAAGUGCAUGGUUGGUGGUACGAUGCGCGAGUACCAGCUGGAAGGACUUACCUGGAUGUAUGAGAUUUGCUCACAGGGUAUGAGCGGCAUCCUGGCUGACGAGAUGGGUCUGGGCAAGACGAUUCAAACCAUCUCAUUGAUUGCGCUUUUACGAGAACAAGAGCAGUAUCUUGGACCACAUCUCAUCGUGGCGCCGCUCAGCACGCUGUCAAAUUGGAUUGACGAGUUCCACAAAUGGGUACCAUCUAUCCCGAUUGAGAUGUAUCAUGGCAACAAGGCCCAACGAGAAGAGAUCUUUCACAAGAAGAUUAUGAGCCAUCUCAAGUCUGGUCGCCCCACCAAAAAGUUUCCCGUCGUUUGCACAUCUUACGAGAUGGUGAUCAAUGACCACCAUAACCUAUCCCGAAUCAAAUGGGAGUUCAUCAUCAUCGACGAAGGUCACCGUAUGAAGAAUGCCGACGCCAAAUUAUUCCAGCAACUGCGACAGUUCUCAUCUGCCACACGCCUUCUCAUCACCGGCACGCCGCUUCAAAACAAUCUCAAGGAGCUUUGGUCCUUACUUCACUUUUUGUUGCCCAAUAUCUUUACUGACUGGGAGGCCUUUGAAUCCUGGUUCGACUUUUCGGAGCUGGAAGAUGAAAAGGGAACACAGCAGUUCAUUGAAGACCAAAUGAAGCAAGAUUUGGUCAAGAAAAUCCAUCUCAUCUUGCAGCCCCUCCUCCUCCGCCGUAUCAAGCAAGACGUCGCCGCUUAUCUGCCCAAAAAGCGAGAGUAUGUUCUGUUUGCUCCGAUGACAAAAGAGCAGACAGAUCUCUACAAUGUCAUUUCUAACAAAAAUAUGGACACUCGAUCAUACCUCGAAGAUAAAGCUGUGGAGAUAAUUCGCAGCAAGACGGCAUCCCGGGCUUCUACUCGAUCUUCUUCCCGAACAAGAGCGACAACAAAGGCGGAAAAGGACGACAAGGGAGCUUCUCUACCCGUUCGACAAAAAGCUAGAGGCACAAAGGUCGAAGAACGGUCAAAAUCGCCAGCUCCGAAUGCGUUUAGCCUCAUGAUGGGUAAACGGGGUCCGGGGCGGCCACCUAAGAAUGCCAAGCCUGAUCCCCUCUUAACGCCUACAAACCAAAAGUCGAAGCGAAAGAGUCCUCCAACCUCUGUUGUAUCAGAAACUAAAAGCGCGAAAUCUAGUCGACAGUCGACUCCGCUGAGCGUUCGCAGCCGUCGCCAAGCUCGUUCAUACAAGGAAGCUGAUUCUGACGAGGAGAAGAUGUCAGAUGAUGAAUUUGAGGCCAAGCUGGCCAACGAAAUGGCUGACGAGGAUGAUGACGAUAAGGAUUCGGAGCCAAUGUCUGCUGAAGAACUAGAACGAGCGCAGACUCUAGAUAUGGCCAAAAAGCAGAUUUCACGCAAGAAGUUGGGUAACCCCCUGGCCCAGCUCCGGCUGGUUUGCAAUACUCCGCACAAUUUUUACAAUCCGUGGGCUGUUGCUACCGAUAUUCCGGUAGAUGAGACUAUCGUCACAGCGUCAGGAAAGAUGCUUCUUCUCGAUCGAUUGUUGAAGCAUCUCUUCAUCGAUGACCACAAGGUGCUCAUAUUUUCUCAAUUUACUACACAACUCGACAUUUUAGAGGAUUAUUGCAGAGAACUACGCGGCUGGAAAGUCUGCCGCAUUGAUGGCAGCAUUGCUCAAGCGGACAGACGUGAGAGCAUCAAACUCUUCAACGAGGACCCAGAAUACAAGAUCUUUUUGUUAUCCACUCGUGCAGGUGGUCAGGGAAUCAAUCUAGCCUCUGCCGACACUGUCAUUCUCUUUGACAGUGACUUUAACCCCCAACAGGACCUGCAGGCUCAGGACCGCGCGCAUCGUAUUGGCCAAACUCGCCCCGUGCUAGUUUAUCGUCUCGCCACGAAGGGAACGGUGGAGGAAUCCCUAUUGCUUUCUGCCGACGCCAAGCGACGACUGGAAAAGCUUGUCAUCCGCAAAGAUGGCGAAGUGUACGAAGCAUCGGGGGGAGACGAUAUCUUGAGCGAUCAAGAUCUAGAGACUAUUUGUGAUAGGAGUGAGGAGGCAUUUGCGAGGGCUGCCAGGGGAGAUGGUGAUGCGGAUGGGUUCAGAGUCGUUGAGACGGGCGCUGACUCGAUCAAGAUGGCUAGAAAGAGCUGA